CUGCAGAUCAUUUGAGCAGUGCAACAACAUUGACUCAAGAAUGUGUCUUCUUAAUGUUAAAUUACAUAUAAUCGCUACCCCUAUAAUUGUGUAUUUGUCAAAAUGAUCCUGGACAACUGAUCAAGUCUUCGACUAUGUCAGACAAACUAACAUGGUUUGUUAGAGAUUAGCAACUAAGGUAAUCAGAAAGCAGCAUUUGCUUUGACUCCAAGACAACUACUCGGCCAUCAUGAUUCUAUCUCGGGUGAAGCCUGCGGUGGGCGGCGAUGCUCCUGUCGGCGUGGCUGAAAAGAAGCGGAAAAACAAGACGAAGAAAAUUCCUCGAGUGGAGGAUUACUUGAAUCAAAGGGACUACAUGGGCGCACUGACUCUGCUGGAGUUUCAGCCGAAUGGUGGCGCCGUCGAGGAGCACCGAGACCUUUGGAUUGGCUACUGCGCCUUCCACCUCGGAGACCACAGAAGGUCAAUGGAGGAAUACAAGGCCCUUACAUCCAAGCCAGACUGCCCCCAAGAUGUGUGGGUGUUCUUGGGGUGUGCCCUCUUCUUCCUUGGCCUCUACAAGGAUGCGGAAGAAGCUGCAUUGAAAGGUCCCAAGUGUCAACUUCAAAACCGCCUCCUCUUCCAUUUGGCCCAUAAGUUCAACGAUGAGAAGAAGUUGAUGGGCUUUCACCAGAACCUGGAGGACGUUACAGAAGACCAGCUGAGCCUGGCCUCCAUACACUACAUGCGCUCACACUACCAGGAGGCCAUUGACAUCUACAAACGAAUACUCCUGCAGAACAGGGACUUCCUCGCCCUGAACGUGUACGUGGCGCUGUGCUACUAUAAGCUGGACUACUACGACGUGUCACAGGAGGUGCUGGCCGUGUACCUGCAGAGCAUCCCCGACUCCACCAUCGCCCUCAACCUCAAAGCCUGCAACCACUUCCGCUUGUACAACGGCAAAGCAGCAGAGGCCGAGUUGAAGAACUUAAUAGACAUCUCCUCCAGCUCUUUUGAAUUUGCCAAGGAGCUGAUUCGGCACAAUCUGGUAGUGUUUCGCGGUGGCGAGGGGGCAUUGCAGGUGCUGCCACCUCUGAUCGACGUCAUCCCAGAGGCUCGACUUAACCUGGUCAUCUACUACCUCAGACAAGAUGAUGUUCAAGAGGCUUACAAUCUUAUCAAAGACCUUGAGCCCACCACACCCCAGGAGUACAUUUUAAAAGGCGUGGUCAAUGCUGCCCUGGGCCAGGAGAUCGGAUCUAGAGAACACCUAAAGAUUGCUCAACAGUUCUUCCAACUUGUGGGAGGGUCAGCCAGUGAAUGUGAUACGAUCCCUGGGCGGCAGUGCAUGGCCUCCUGUUUCUUUCUUCUGCGGCAGUUUGAGGAUGUCCUCAUCUACCUGAACUCUGUCAAGAGCUAUUUUUACAAUGAUGACACGUUCAGCUUCAACUAUGCACAAGCCAAGGCGUCCUUGGGGAACUACAAAGAGGCUGAAGAGGUGCUCCUGAUGAUCCAGAAUGAGAAGAUCAGGAAUGACUAUGUCUACAAGAGCUGGCUCACUCGAUGCUACAUCAUGAAUAAAAAGGCUCGUCUGGCCUGGGAGCUGUACCUGAAGAUGGAGACCUCCUCAGAGUCAGUCAGCCUCUUGCAGCUCAUUGCCAACGACUGCUACAAGAUGGGCCAGUUCUACUACGCUGCCAAAGCCUUCGAUGCCUUGGAGCGGCUGGACCCCUGCCCCGAGUACUGGGAGGGGAAACGGGGAGCCUGCGUGGGCAUCUUUCAGCUCAUUCUGGCCGGGAGGGAGUCCAGAGAGACCCUGAAAGAAGUCCUCCCCAUGUUGAGAAGCACCGGCAACCCGCAGGUGGAGUACAUCAUCCGGAUAUUAAAGAAGUGGGCCAAAGACAACAGGGUUUCCCUAUCAUAACCCUUCCAAAAGGGAUGUGCAAAAAUGAAUGGGACUUAACAGCCUUUUGUUACUUCUGUCAGCGUAACACACGUUACAGGCAGGCAAAUGGGUAUUUAUAUGUUUGUCAUCAUGUCACUGAUUACGUACUUAAUUAAAAAUGCAAAUGGUGGUGUUUUGUGAACUUUGUAUCGAGAGUUGUCAAGGACCUCUGUGUAACAUGUACUGGGGUCACAUAUGCUUCCUUCUACAUUUCAUUUCAGAUGGAAAGAGUUUUAUGAAACUGACAUGUGUACUCUAUGAAGACAUACAUUUUGCGACAGACACAUUGCAAAUAAAUGUAUUUAUCAGUAUUUUUGCCCACAGCAACUUAAAUCAAAGUAUGAUCAAACCAGUAGUUUGCUGCUGGAUGAAUGUCAACUACAUUCAACUAAACUAUAUGUUUUGUUUCUGAAGUCUUCAAUAUACCAGUGUAUUGUUCUGUCACAUUUUAUACAACCUAUAUGACUCAGUAAAUAUUUUUAUUGUAUA
This is a messenger RNA of Engraulis encrasicolus (European anchovy), 2416 nucleotides long. RefSeq names its product intraflagellar transport 56 (gene ift56). The record is from RefSeq and is a predicted model, not a curated record. Gene Ontology annotation, molecular function: protein binding; intraciliary transport particle B binding. Gene Ontology annotation, biological process: intraciliary transport involved in cilium assembly; intraciliary anterograde transport. The transcript has 18 exons. Lineage: Eukaryota; Metazoa; Chordata; Actinopteri; Clupeiformes; Engraulidae. The coding region runs from base 230 to 1906 and encodes 558 amino acids. Gene Ontology annotation, cellular component: intraciliary transport particle B; ciliary base; ciliary basal body.